Pistacia vera is the source of this 1026-nucleotide messenger RNA. RefSeq names its product early nodulin-75-like. The record is from RefSeq and is a predicted model, not a curated record. Lineage: Eukaryota; Viridiplantae; Streptophyta; Magnoliopsida; Sapindales; Anacardiaceae. The transcript has a single exon. The coding region runs from base 1 to 1026 and encodes 341 amino acids.
AUGUCUUCCAAAUACUUACCAGUGUUGUUCCUGCUCGGAGUGGUUCUUUUCAUCACUUCCUCACUUGCUGAUAACCAUCAUGAGCCUCCCAAAAAUGAGCAUAAGCCACCAGAACACAAACCACCAAAUCACAAACCACCUCACGGACACAUGUUGGUAGAGGAAGUUGAGGACUCACACAAGCCCAAUUUCCCAGGACAUGGUGGCAAGGGUGAGAAGCAACCACCCAACAAGCCUAAUUUCCCAGGACACGGUGGCAAGGGAGAGAAGCAACCACCAAAACACAAGCCACCGCAUGGAAACAUGUUGGUGGAGGAAGCUGAUGACUCACACAAGCCUAAUUUCCCUGGACAUGGUGGCAAGGGAGAGAAGCAACCACCGAACAAGCCUAAUUUCCCAGGACAUGGUGGCAAGGGAGAGAAACAGCCACCCAACGAGCCUAAUUUCCCUGGACAUGGUGGCAAUGGAGAGAAGCAACCACCCAAGCACAAGCCACCGCAUGGACACAUGUUGGAGGAGGAAGUUGAGGACUCACACAAGCCUAAUUUCCCAGGACAUGGUGGCAAGGGAGAGGAGCAACCACCCAACAAGCCUAAUUUCCCAGGACAUGGUGGCAAGGGAGAGAAGCAGCCACCCAACGAGCCUAAUUUCCCAGGACAUGGUGGCAAGGGAGAGAAACAGCCACCCAACGAGCCUAAUUUCCCAGGACAGGGUGGCAAGGGAGAGAAGCAACCACCCAAACACAAGCCACCGCAUGGACACAUGUUGGAGGAGGAAGUUGAGGACUCACACAAGCCUAAUUUCCCAGGACAUGGUGGCAAGGGAGAGGAGCAACCACCCAACAAACCUAAUUUCCCUGGCCACGGUGGCAAGGGAGAGAAGGAGCCACCAAAGCACAAGCCGCCAACUCAUGGAGAAGUUGAGGAUUCACAUAAGCCACCCAGGAAGCUGAAGCCACCAACUCAUGGAGAGAAGGAACCAAAGCCCUACCACAAGCCACCCCAUAAGCCCCCAUCUUCCAAUUGA